Plasmodium gallinaceum is the source of this 2859-nucleotide messenger RNA. Its product is annotated as E3 ubiquitin-protein ligase, putative. The transcript has a single exon. The record is from RefSeq and is a predicted model, not a curated record. Bases 1 to 2859 code for a protein of 952 amino acids. Gene Ontology annotation, biological process: protein ubiquitination. Gene Ontology annotation, molecular function: ubiquitin protein ligase activity. Gene Ontology annotation, cellular component: cytoplasm. Lineage: Eukaryota; Apicomplexa; Aconoidasida; Haemosporida; Plasmodiidae.
AUGAAUCAAGUAGAUGAUUAUGAUUAUUUUUGUCAUAGUUGUGAAGAUGUAAAAAGAACUAGUGAUAUAGAAAUUAUAUAUAAUGGUGAAAUAAAAUGUAAAUCUUGUAAUAAUGUAGGGUUUGUUGAAAAGAUUGAUGAAGAUGAUCCUUUAAGUUUUCAUUCAAUAAAUGCAAACAGGGAAAAUAGGGAAAAUAGAGAUGUUAGAAGUAACGAAAUUAACAAUAAUACAAGCAAUAUUAAUAAUAGAAGUAGUAUAUAUUCGAAUACAAGCAAUAACAAUACAUUUGUUACUAAUGAUAAUAUUUUUAGUGAUCUAAUGUUAUUUAGAAAUAUGUACCAUCAGAUGUUUAAUCCAUCUUUUAGAACUCCAGAAACAGAAGUACAUUUUACUGCUAGUGUAUCAACCUCAAAUAACGAAAAUAUAAGCAAUGAUAGUUUAAAUAAUGAAAAUAGAAAUAAUAGUGAUACUAGAAAUAAUAGUGAUAAUAGAAAUAAUAGUGAUAAUAGAAAUAACAGUGAAAAUAGAAAUAUUAAUAACAAUAAUGAAAAUAGAAAUAAUUAUGGAAGAUCUUAUAGAUAUAGUAGAAGUUCUAGAAAUCCUCGAAUAAUUACAAGAGCUAUAGAUAUAACAAAUAUUCCUUUCAAUUCUCCAUUACGUUUAAAUUUUCAUGAUUUAAUAGAUAAUAUAUUAACUAACUCUUUUGAUAAUAUUUCGUUAGAUCAAGUAUUAACUAUUAUAAUGGAAAGUGAUCCAUCUAGAAAUGGUCCUCCACCAGCAUCUGAAGAAGUUAUUAAAAAUUUAAAAGUAGAAGUAUUAACAUCUGAAAGAGCAAAAGAAUUAGAAUCUUGUGCUAUAUGUAGAGAAGAAUAUAAAGAAAAUGAUGAAGUUCAUAGAAUUACUGAUAAUGAACGCUGUCGGCAUGUUUUCCAUUGCUCAUGUAUUAUACCGUGGCUAAAAGAAAGAAAUUCGUGUCCAACUUGUCGCUUUGAAUUACCUACAGAUGAUCAAGAAUAUAAUUGUAAGAGAGAAGAAUUGAGAGAAAGAUUAAAUUCAGAAAUUUCUCGUAAUAAUUCUCUUAAUAAUUCUAACAAUAUAAAUACAAAUGCAGAGAGUAAUAAUAAUGAAAAUAUAAAUUCGACUGAAUGUAGUAGCAGGAAUGAAAAUAGUGCAUAUAGAAAUGAAACUAAUACAAUUAGGAAUGAAAAUAAUACUAAUAGAAAUGAAAGUAAUAACAACAGAUCUGAAGAAACACGUUAUCUUCCAUUCACGGAUGAAUAUGAUAAUAAUAUGUUCGACAGUUUUACAUCAGCUCAAACUAAUUCUAUUCUACAAAAUUUUUUUAAUAAUUUUAUGUCUAGCACAAAUGAUGCACAUAGGAUUAAUAGAAUAUUUUUGUCACCUAAUUCUUUUUCAAGAAAUACUAAUAGAAACGUAGAUGCAAGAAAUACGUAUGAACAUAGUCAGGAAAGGCAAAAUGAAAAUUCUUCAGAGAGAUUCACAUCAACUGAAGAAAAAAGUGAAUCAAAAAAAAAUGACAAAAAUGAAAAAGGUGAUGAAAAAAAUGACAUAAAAAAUAGUCAUCAAAAUGAUAAUGACAAUAAUGAUAAUGAUAAAAGGAAUAAUGAUAAUAACAAUAAUAAUGGAAAUAAUAAUAGUAAUAAUAGUAAUAACAAUAGUUACAAUAAUAAUAAUAAUAAUAAUAACUAUAAUAGUAACAGUAAUCAUAAUCAUAGCAAUAAUGAUAAUACUGGUCAAGAUAACAAUUAUAAUUAUAAUAAUAAAGAUGACUAUAAAAAUAAUAAGUUAAAUGAUAAUGAUAUAAAAAAUAGAGAAAACAAUAAUAUUCACUUAAGAGUAAAAUUAAGAGAAAAUUCUAAUAGAUCAUUUUUGACUGAAAAUGUUUUUGAUACUUCUAGUAAUUAUGUUAACAAUGGAAACAAUAUCACAAGUAAUAAUAGAUCAAACUUUUUUCAACAUUAUUUUAAAGAUUUAGACAAAGGUUUUAUAGAUUUAAGUAAUAGGAAUAAUUCUAAUAGUAACUUUAAUAAUAGUUUUAUUAAUAGAAAUGAUAAUUAUAACAAUAAUAAUGAUAAACAAAAUGACAAUGCAAAUUCUUUUAAUAAAAAUGAAAGUACUUCUAGAAAUAUUAGUAAUAAAGAAAGUUUAAACGUUAGUGAUACUUUAAAAGAUCAAAAUAUAUCACACGAUUCUAAUAAUAGACAUAAGAGUAUAUCAAAAAAAAAUGAAAAAAGAAUUUAUGAAAAAUUUUAUACAUAUACUAAUGGAAGUAACAGUAAUAGUAAUACUAGAAGAAGUCGAGAGAGUGAUAAUGAAAAAGAAAGUAGUAGAAAAAAAUCAAAAAACUUUGAACAUAUGGAUAGCUAUAAUAGUACUUCUAUAGAUGUAAAUAAUUACAGUGAUAAUAAAAAUAACACAAACAAAAAUAUAAAUCAUGAACAAAAAAACAAUGGAAAAAAACCAAAUACAGUAAAAAAGUACUUUUUUGAUAAAUUACAAUGGCUAACAAAUUACGAUAAUAAAGAAAAAAAAAAAAAUGAAAAAAUUCAAGAUUCAAAUAAUAGUAACAUUAAUCAUGAUAGCAAUAAAGAUAAGAAUCAAAAAGAUGGCAAUGAAAAUGUUUUAGAUUUUCAAAAUUUUGCAAAAAAAAAUACAACAUAUUCAUUAAAAAAUAAUAUAAAAAGAGACUAUAUAUAUAUUAAUGAUAAGAAUAAUGACAAAUGUGUAGAUAAACAUAAUAAUAAAAGUGAAAAAAUAAAAAAUUCUACUAAUGUUACUUCAAAUGAAGAUUCUCAAAAAAAAAAUGAUAAUAAUAUAUCAGGUUUUAAAUUUUCGUGA